UUUCCGAGACAUCAACGUAAACACAACAGUUUAAAAUGGCGGGUAGUCAAAACUUUGUCACGGAUUGUCACGAUAUAUGCAAUCUUAUUGCCGUAUAAAAGCCAAUAUACUAUAAGAACAAUAUCAUUUUAAGCGAAGAACUUGUGAUGGUAACACAAAGGGCGCAAAUUUGGGAGUAAUUUGUAUGAAAACUGCCGUGAAAGUGAAAGGACCGAACGUUUAUUGCCUCUUGACGCCGUAGUAACGAAAACAACUUCGAAAGAUGAGUAUUUAUUGAAGAUCUCAAAAAUCUAGGAAACUAUUCAAGCUUCAUAAGCUGGUCACCUUAAAAGCCACCGUUUAAUGUUUAAAAUGGAGUUGGUUAUCGAAAUAGUAAGAAUUUGCGUUGCAACUCAAAAAUUGUUUCCAAACAAUUUCCAAAUUUAGAAUUGUUUUUUUAUAUAUUUAUAUAUAUAAAAUAUAAUAAAGAUGAUGAUAUGGAAGUCGUGGAAAUAAAGGAGUUUUCGGAAUCGGAAGACCCAGACCAGAACAAAGAAUGGAUUGAUUUGAUCGAAAAGAAAGACGAGCCGAAGCUUGAGAAAAACAAACACAACCUUCAUAUUCAAGACGACGAAGAAGAAGACUCACUUCGGCCGGAUCUGAAGGGAUUGGAGGAUGCUGAAGAAGAUGAUCAAGAAAACCCAGACCCCUUGCCUCGUGUGAUAAAAAAUUCUGGUCCUCUUUUUGAGGGUUUCCUUAUAACAUGGGGCUGUGGUGAGUUUGCCCAGCAUGGACAUGGUCAUUGCAAUGAUGUUCCUAUCAGUAGCGGCUUGUUCAACCCACUGCUAGUCGGACAGGACGGACAGGUUACACAUAUUGCUUGCGGGUCGAGCCAUACCCUGGUCAUCACAGGAGAUGGUCGUCUCUUCAGCUGGGGGAAUGGCAACAGUGGUCAGCUUGGUAUUGGCUCAACAAACACAACCCUUCAGCCUCAUUUAGUACCCCUUGGAGUCACCCCUGGGACCAGAAUAGAAGGCGUGGCAUGUGGAACCAGGCACUCGUUUGUGUGGACAGAAGAGGGAGAGUGUUUUAGUUUUGGUAACAACUACAGUGCCCAACUAGGGUAUGACUUCAGGAAACCUGACUUCAAAGACAACCAGUUAAAGCCAAUUUAUGUUGAUACUCUCUUCAACCGUAAAGUUCUUCAAGUGGCGUGUGGCUCCAGACACUCUUUGUUCUUGUUCUCCAAUGGUCAUGUCGCUGCUGUUGGAUGCAACAAUAGAGGACAGAUUGGCAUUGGCAAUAAGACUGACACUUUUUGCAUACAGAAUGUCCCAGAUCUCACAGGUGUAACUGUUGUAGCCUGUGGCAACAGUCACUGUCUGGCUGCAGAUGUACAAGGCCAGGUGUGGGCAUGGGGGUACAGCAAAGCUUGUGGUGCUAGAGAAGAUCUACUGAGUCCAGAGAACAUCUUCACUAGCACAGACAGUUGUGUGAAGGCAUUGUCAGGGGGAGAUUCUCACUCAAUGAUUUUACUACACAAUGGCAGGCUACUCACUGUUGGUAAUAACUAUGAAGGUCAACUUGGCCAUGGAUCAGGUAUCAAGUUUCUUAGCUCGCCAUUGGAGGUCAAACACCCUUUCCUUCAGGGUAGAGUGCAGGACAUCUCUGUGGGAGAGAAUACCUCUGCUGCUGUCACAGAUAAUGGCAAGCUCUACAUGUGGGGACAAAAUUCCAGUCAUGUCAUUCGCGAAGAUGAGGGAAUUAGACAUUUUCAGUUUGAGCCGUAUGAAGUGGACAUAGGUGAAUGGAGAGCCAAUAAGGUAUCUUGUGGGUCAUGGCACGUCGCUUGUAUUGUAUCUGGCUCGUACACAAAGCCUCCGAAUGUAAACGCUGUCCCUCUACCCCCAUCUCUCAAACCUGAAAAACCGGUUACACCAACAUACCCAGUUACGUCAAAUCAAAAUGAUGAUCCUGAAGCUACUGCGCAGGGCGUCGGAAAUCACAUAUCUUGUGACGUAAGUGAUGACGAUAUGUAUACGGAUUAUCCAUUGGAAGAGACUGUUGUGGACUUUUGCGGGAACGUGAUCGGGGAAAGACCUUGUUCUACAAUAUCCGCUCUAGAAAUCAACCCAAAAUCAUCACCACCAAAGGAAGAAAAGCCAUCAAAUGAAAGUGAUUCUCAAAAAGCGGAUAACACGGAGCAUUUUUUCGAUAAACAAGCUGUGAAAGAAAGUGCAGAGUUGUCAGAAGCUAUAGAAAAUCUUAUUGGAAGUAAUAUUUGCUGUUAUGAACAAGACGAGGAAAACACAACUUCUGAUAUUGAUAUGAAAGAACAGAACACUGGAGUUUCUCCCGAUUGGAGUGCCUCUGUCUCUGCGAGUGCGACUGGUUCAAAUGAGGAAAAGCCUGCCAAGAUAGAAGCUACAUUGUCCAAGAUUGAAGAAGAGAAACCAUCAAAACAGUCACAAAGGAUAAUGAAAGCUAGCAAGAACGAAGAACUGAUCGCUGAGGUUCAAGAAGAAAAAGAAACUCUCCAAAGUCGUGUUGAAACGGUGAAACCAGAUCGACCAAAAUCCAGGAAAUUAUCAGCAGGGAGAAAGCCAAUGAUUAUCUCGAGACAAAUACGAGAUGACGACCAUUCUAAAGGAAAUACUCCAGUCAUUGGAAAUGUAACUAUCGGAUUCUCUGAGGAUAAUAAAAAGGUUGAGAGAGCAGUGACUAAACAACCACUCUCUAGAAGAGCUAGAAGUGAGACACCAUCCUCUAAUGAGCGGAGUUCCUCAAUGGAUUGGACUGGGGCCACUAAAGGUCAAGCGAAUUCUCCCGCUAAUGCAGGCGACGCUUGUAGAAGUCCUUUGGUGAAACAGCUUCAGCGUUCUCCUCAGCUAACAAAUGAACAGCCGUCCUCCCCCACUUUUCGAAAAGCGGGCGGGGUGUGCACGUGGACACCAGGUGUAGUGGGACAGUUGCAUAGGGAAAAGAGACCUGUACGAAGCUUAAGGAAAAUGGCAUCGGAAGAUAAUACAACUUGCUAUUUACCAAAUCAACCUAUGGAUAUAAUCAGGGACACGUGGACACAGCCUCCGCCCACCAGAAGAUCCAUCUCACGAACACAGUCCACUCCAAAUAUGUACACCUCCACGCCUGGUACUCCCCCCAGCCCAAUCGCCAAACGCGGGGCAUACCCCCAUAGCGCCACGCCCAAUACCCCUCCCAGUCCGGUGCGGAAAUUUUCCAGCGGAACCCAAGUUCGCCUACUAGCUCCCAGUACAUUACCACCACGACCACCUCGCACACAAAGGCCUGGGGCGAGUCACAAACCAGUGUUCUCGUCUGGGUCGUCCUGGAGAAACAGGAAGUCUGAUUUGGUGUAGUCACGCAAUCUGAACUGGCGUUUUGUCACGCAGUCAGGUCUCGUCUACAUACUAAAGUACAAUAGUGCUACUGCACCCUAAUGAGGGACUAGUGAACCUCAAGCGUGUCUUAUUUAAUUCCGUAUGCUUGGUGGUGUCAUUCUGAAAUACUGUCAGAAAACAGCACAACAUUAUUUUAAUAAACAUUCAUAUUACAUGCA
Nematostella vectensis (starlet sea anemone) is the source of this 3556-nucleotide messenger RNA. RefSeq lists its product as uncharacterized. Gene Ontology annotation, cellular component: cytoplasm. Bases 477 to 3356 code for a protein of 959 amino acids. The transcript is spliced from 8 exons. The record is from RefSeq and is a predicted model, not a curated record. Gene Ontology annotation, molecular function: guanyl-nucleotide exchange factor activity. Lineage: Eukaryota; Metazoa; Cnidaria; Anthozoa; Actiniaria; Edwardsiidae.